UGCAGUUAGUUUCGUACCGGUUGCCGUUUAGACGUUUCUCCGUGCUCGUGGGAUUAUUCAGCAUCUUAUUCCACAAAUUAGACAAACGAUCAAAUUUAGUCGUAACGACGUGUAUGGGGUCCUGUGUGUUUUUUGAUUCCGUUUAAACAGUGUACCUUUUAUACAUUCGGCCGCGAUCUUAACAAUUGUUAGUAGUGUGUGCCGACGCAGGAUUGGGUGUAGUGCUUGUCGGCAGCUUCUUAUUGCUAGGUCAGCCGUGUGCAAAUUUUGUUCCUCUACGUAUCAAUCUUACAUAGUAUCCCAACUCAUCUUUAUUUUCUUUACUGUGGUAUAUGUUUUGUCGGGGGUUCUCAUUGACGCUACGCUGUUACAGAAUUCGUUGUGCCUGGCAAUCCGAUAAGCUGUACACUGUAUUCUCCGUACCAUGGAGUCCGAUGAGUUCUUCAUUAACGUAAACGAUAACGCUACCCUUCUACGGUGCCAUAAAUGGGUGUAACUUCUAUCGCUACCUUCGUACGGUGCCUUGAAUGGGAGUCACUUCUACCGCUAUCUUCGUACGUUGCCUUAAAUGGAAGUCUUUAUGGAUCCUUUGUUGAAUGAAGCAUUGGCUAAUCCUGAGAUGGACAACUUUAUCAAUAAGGACCAACUGGAGAGGUUCCGUGGUACUGGUGGAGUGCGUAUUGAGGAUGAUGUUUUGUUUACUGAAGAUGGAUGUGUCAACUGGACUAAAAUUCCAAAAAGUGUCCAAGAAAUUGAAGAUUGGAUUGGCGGUGUUGAUGAUGAUUCCAAAUACGAUUGAAUGAAUUUACAACAUUUUGAAGCUGAUAUUGAUAUCAUUUUUAUGUUUUUUGUUAAAAGAUAUAAAAAGAGCAUUAUAUAAUUGCAUAUUAUUAUCCUGUUUUCAUGCAUGUUUUGUUAAAAAUGGUGUAUAUAUUGAGAAAUUGAGUUUGUGAUUCUUCAUGUUUCAAUAAAAUUGUUGUUUUAUAUUUUUAACUAUAAA
Dalotia coriaria is the source of this 1000-nucleotide messenger RNA. RefSeq names its product xaa-Pro dipeptidase-like. The transcript is spliced from 5 exons. Lineage: Eukaryota; Metazoa; Arthropoda; Insecta; Coleoptera; Staphylinidae. Bases 569 to 799 code for a protein of 76 amino acids. The record is from RefSeq and is a predicted model, not a curated record.